AUGUCAACAAGUUCGCUCACGGUCACGGCUGAGGCUUCCCUUCUCAUCAGGUUAUCACGACUUUCAUCGGGCAUGCAUGCCUACGAAGGACCCCUGCCCCUCACGCUGCUUUAUCAGGACGACCGUAGGGGUCAACUUGAAGCUGCCACACUGCUCUCGCUGGCCGCGAAAGACGACAUUGACGUCGAGGCUGCGGACGACAUCACCCACGGACCGCGGACGAAGAUAGCAGUCCUCUUCGUCACCCGCACCCUCAUCUACACCACUGUCCUGGUCGACUUCAAAUGCACCUCCGUCGGAGAGGUGGAUGCUGCUAGCCGCGGCAUCGACCGCCGAAGGGCAGGAAAGACAUUUCGUGGAAUUCAAGCGCGACCGGGCGUCAUCACGACGCUCUACGGCAAGACAUGCUGUAAUUCGAAGGGCUGUUUGCACGUGUGGGAUCCGUCGCAGCCGUCCUGCGACUUCUCCCUUCCGUCGUGUCCGCUCGCUGACGGAUUUCCAAUCCGUUGUCCCGUCGCGCAUCGCCGGCUAGCAAAUCCCACCUCGAUCGAAACUGCGUCCUGGUGUCCGAGGCUCUCCAUGAUGCCGGUAGUGCUGAAGGUGCACAGCAGACGCGUCUGUCCCAGCGAUGGCCAGCCCGGCAUGGGCUUUGACCUCACAUCUGCUACCAAGAUACGUCUGCGGUCGGACAGAGACCUCCAUACUUUACUCCUCUCGUCGCUGUCGAAAAUGACGACGCGCCGCCCCCACCUCUGGAUGCUUCCCGCUCUAAUUCUCGCGGGCGCGAUUGCGCGCGCAUAUACGCACCUCGAGUUCAGGAUAUCGCAUGUACCCUCGAUAUUUGCGCCUAUCGGGCUCCACCCCGAAGACCUCGUGAAACCGAGACGCCUCCUGCCAUUCCCCGCGAUGUCAAAGCUUGAAUUAGUAUUUCUGGAAGACUCGUCUCGCGCGCGAAGAGGUCGACUGCCCCAAAUGCAAAUUGACACGGCAACUAACACGGCGGCGGCGCGCAUCUCGCUGCUCAUCGACGCCAAGGGCAACGAGUGUAACAAGAGCGACGAGGAGCUGGACUUGUACGAGCUUGACGACCUUCCAUUACUUGACGGUGUCUGCCAGGAGGCCCUUCCCCUCUUCGCAUCCGUCACCUUUGUUUGGCGCCAGAUGUACGAGGACGCCGUCGUAUUCCUGCAGUUCUCCAUCGUCAACCCGGGGAGGGUUGCGGGGGCAGGCGAGCUACUCAUUACGAAGCGCACGCCCGUCUAUGUCGGCAUGAGCGCGGCAAACAAGUCGGCCCCGAUCUGA
Messenger RNA from Schizophyllum commune H4-8, 1302 nucleotides. RefSeq lists its product as uncharacterized. The record is from RefSeq and is a predicted model, not a curated record. The transcript has 10 exons. Bases 1 to 1302 code for a protein of 433 amino acids. Lineage: Eukaryota; Fungi; Basidiomycota; Agaricomycetes; Agaricales; Schizophyllaceae.